Messenger RNA from Dromaius novaehollandiae (emu), 1332 nucleotides. RefSeq names its product RAS like family 11 member A (gene RASL11A). The transcript is spliced from 4 exons. The record is from RefSeq and is a predicted model, not a curated record. Bases 164 to 874 code for a protein of 236 amino acids. Lineage: Eukaryota; Metazoa; Chordata; Aves; Casuariiformes; Dromaiidae. Gene Ontology annotation, molecular function: GTP binding; GTPase activity.
UUUAAAAGCCGCGUGCGGCCGCUGGCCGGGCGCCGCCGAGCCGAGCCGAGCCGAGCCGAGCCGAGCCGAGCCGAGCCGAGCCGAGCCGAGCCGAGCCGAGCCGAGCCGAGCCGAGCCGAGCCGAGCCGAGCCGAGCCGAGCCGGCCGCGGGGCCGCCCCCCCCAUGCGCCUGCCGGGCAUGUCGCAGCCCUUCCUGCUGGCGCCCAUCGCGGAGUGCGCGCCGGGGCCGCCGGGCGCCGAGCUCCGCCUGGCCGUGCUGGGCGCCCGCGGCGUCGGCAAGAGCGCGCUGAUCGUGCGGUUCCUGACCAAGCGGUUCAUCGGCGACUACGAGCCCAACACAGGGAACCUCUACUGCCGGCUGGUUCACCUCGAGGGAGAGCAGGUCGCCGUGCAGAUCCAGGACACGCCGGGCUGCGGCCAGGUGCAAGAAGACCCUGUGCAGGUGCUGGAUGCUCUGUCUAGAUGCGCGAGGUGGGCAGAAGGCUUCCUCUUGGUCUACUCCAUCACUGACUACAGUAGCUACGAAUCAAUUCAGCCUCUCUAUCAGCACAUCCGCAAGGUCCACCCAGAUGCCAGGACUCCCAUCAUUAUUGUGGGAAACAAAGCAGACCUUCUCCAUGCCAGGCAAGUACAGACAAAAGACGGACUACAGCUGGCAAAUGAACUGGGCAGCCUGUUUUUAGAAAUUUCCACGAGUGAGAGCUCCCACGGUGUCUGCGAUGUUUUCCAGUACCUUUGCAAGGAGGUCAGCAAACUACACCACAGCAGCAGCACAGACAAGAGACGGUCAUCCAUCAUCCCUCGGCCCAAAUCUCCCAACAUGCAAGAUCUAAAAAGACGUUUCAAACAGGCUUUAUCUUCCAAAGUCAAAUAAACCCCACUGAUGAGAUCAAAUGUGACUGAAUAUACUUUUUAUUUUUGUAAACUAGUUAAUAAAAAUCUUUAUUUUUGUACUAAUGCCAGCGAUGUGGAAGUACGUAUGUUGAAGCUUGCAAUUCUUUUGCCAUUCUCCUUUGUUUGAUUGCUGCUUUUUCUUUGCUUUUUUUUUUCAAAGUAAAAAAAAAGAAUGCUGCAUAGCAACCACGUAAAAAUCUCUGGUGGCCGGAGAAGGGGAGUUUUGCUAUGAGGCUUUGAUUCUGUUUCUAUUUUGGUCUGGGAUCUGCUGUUUUAGUUUGCUCAAAUUACUUUUGUUCUUGCGCCUGUUUCCUGCUUGUAAAAUUGGGAUGAUGAUGAUGUAACACUUACCUGCCUUUAUAAAAUACUUGGAAAAGCCUUAGGUGGAAAGCUUUAUAUGGAAGGAAAAAAAGCAUUAUUAAACAUGAAAAAAUGAAA